UUCAACAAAUCAUUAAAUGAUUAAAAUGUGUGGUUUUUAAGGAUAAUUUAUGAUUGUGAAUUGCUAUUGGGUUCCACCCCCACACAUCAUUGCCCUAACCCUAGUAUACAGUUUUCUGAAUACUAGAUGUUAGGAGAAGAUUGAAUUAGGACUAAAUUAUUUUAUUGAUGGGUUUCUUUCAUUUCUUUUCCACAGAAUUAUUCCUGGUUUAUUCUUUUAGACUAGCCCCUAGAAUACCAUUAUUUUAACUGAUUUUGGAGAAUUUUCGUGUAUAUAUAACUUGAUUAGGAAUAAAUAUGGGUCUAACAGUCUGCGACGGUUGUAAAGAGACUUUGGUAGUGACAUUAAAAUCAUCAGGGCUAGUAUUCCCCCUAAAUGUCUUUUGAAAGAAUGAUGUUUCAUCGGUUCAGUACAGUUCCAGAGACUUGUGGAAUCCAUGUGAAGGCACGUUGAAGCUGUUCUGGGGGCUUGUGAUGGUCUCAAUUUCUUUAUUCAUUUUUACGUAGACCUUAACUACACAAAAAAGAAAGACAACUAAGACAUUUUCCACAUAAUAAAGAGGGAAUAUAGAAACACAUUGAUUAUCUAAAAGGAGGAAACCUUCUAUUUCAUAAGUCUCUGAUGAAGAAAAAACACACAACUCUAUUGGUAAGACAACUUUUAUGUGCUGAAAUUCUGGAAAGUUGUGAAAAGCAGGCCAAAGAAGAUGCGAAUGACUUUAGAAGAAUAAGAAAAGAGGAUGAAGGAGCUGCACAUGCUAUAACGGAGCACUUACACCACAAUGACAUCAGGAAACAGGAAAUGAAAUCUUAAAACUUUUGAUCAGAUUAGACUUGGUGAGUUAAUUUACACAUAGAGGACGCAGGCUGUUUGUAUGAAAUUUGUGCGCAGGCUACUCUGGAGGCUCGGUAAAAUGGUAGGAAACUGGAACUGGAGCUGUAACAGUACGUUUCAAAAAGAAGUGUUACCUCCCAUCUACGGUGUGGAGAUGUGUGUGGCGCUGGUGGGGAACAUACUGGCGCUGUGGCUGCUUGUGACUAAGGAGAGGAAGAACUGGCACACGGGAGUGGUGUUCUCCUGCAACCUGGUCAUCAGUGAUAUCUUUUACGCCCUCACUCUGCCCCUUCUUAUCGACAACUAUUCAAGAGGACGACAGUGGAUAUUUGGUGAUACUGUCUGCAAAAUAGAGCGCUUUCUCUUCACCUGUAACCUUUACGUCAGCAUUUACUUCAUCAUGUGCAUCAGUGUUAAUAGAUACCUGGCCAUCGUUCAUCCGUUUUUCACACGCAAACACAUUCGCCCAAAACACGCCAAGAUCAUCAGUGUGUUCGUCUGGAUCUUUGUGGCAAGCAUUUCAUCUCCACUUCUCUACUUUUCAGGUCUCAAUAAGGAGAGAUGUUCCUUAUUUGCAAAUCUAGAUAAUAAAUCAAGCCUAAAGUCUACCUACAGGGUGUUUAUGGGUGUUAUAGGCUGCUUUGUCCCAUUUGUAGUUACUUUUGCAUCAUAUUUUGGUGUUUUGUGGGUGGUUUUUAAAAAUGCAAAUAUCACCUCAUUGGAGAAGAAAAAAGUGGCUCUGAUUGUUGGAUUAGUCUGUGUCUUGUACACUGUGUCUUUUGUCCCCUAUCACAUUCUACAGAUAGUGAACUUUGAACUGAGAGAAAAAGGCAAGCCUAAUUGUUAUCUGCGUAAUGGAUUCCAAGUGUCAAAGGCAUUAGCUUGCCUGAACAUGUGCCUCCAUCCCAUUUUGUAUAUGGCUGUGUUUGACAGUAUCAGGGCAGUGUGCUGUAGAAGGAGCUCUAAUGUAUCAAACGUACAGAUCACAGUUGGAGAAAACUUUUCAAAGAACUUUGAAUUGAAAUCCAGAGACUGAGAUUACAAAUUAUUUUCCUGCAAACAUUUGUGUUGAUUUGGAUGUAUGUUUUGGGCCAUUAUCAUGUAGAGUUUCAGAGGAAAAGGGAUCUAAGUUUUGGGCUAAAAGUUUCUGUAUUUAGUAAAAUUGAUAAUAAACUCAGUAUGCACGAUCUGUUAAACAGCCCCAAAAGUCAAUGUUGCAACUCCAUAUUUUAUUUUACAGUGAUUUUGGGGGAUUGUGCUUGUAUGCAUUUGCUAUUGUCAACAAACCUUUAUUUUGGUCUAAUCUAAACUGAUUCCAGUUGUGUAUCCAGGAAUGAGAAGCUCUCAGGAAAAGCUUUUUUUGUGCAACUCAUUCAAGCAGUUUCUCGUGUUUAAUAGGUUUGUUUGAAACUCGACAACUCUCUUGUUUCAGAAAUUAAAACUAAAUCUAAGAUAAAAUAAAGGCAACCUGAAUAAACACAAAAUAUACUUUUUAAAUGAUAAUGUUAUUUAUUGAAGCUAAAAUUUUUUCCAAUACCAUCUGGGCCUGUGUGUACAUGUAUUUGCCCUUGUAGUUACUAAUUCCCUCAAUCUUUGAAACUGCGUUCAUAAUGGGGUUCAGCUGGACUAGACACAACCAGACCUGAUUACUGCAAAUCCUGUUCAAUCAAAUCAAGACUUAAAUAGAAGUUUUUCAACAGCAUGUAGUUGGUUAAAAGGUCUUACCCAGUAACACACAAUGUGAAAAUUGAAAGAAAUUCCAGAAGAUAAUUGAAAUACAUCAGUCUGGGAAGGGUCACAAAGCUAUUUCAAAGGCUCUGGCACUCCAGAGAACCACAGUGAGAGCCGUUAGCUACAAAUAGGAAAAACUUGAUGAUCCCCAAAGCUUGAGGAGAAUGUUCUGUGGAUUGAUGAGUCGAAAGUUGAUGAGUGGAAAUGUUUGGAAGACAGUGGUCCUGUUACAUCUGGCGUAAUCCAAACACAGAAUUCCACAAAAAAAAAUCAUCAUACCUACAGUCAAGCAUGGUGGUGGGAGUGUGAUGGUGUGGGGAUGCUUUGCUGCUUCAGGGCCUGGGCAACCUGCAUUAAUUUAGGGAAACAUGAAUUCUGCUCUCUACCAGAAAAUCCUAAAGGAGAAUGUCCAGUUUUCAGUCCAUAAAUUGAAACUCAAGCGCAACUGCAUUGUGCAGCAAGACAAUGAUCCAAAGCAUAGGAGUAAGUCCUAGUCCUAGAAGUAAAUGAUUAACUGAUCUCCAGUUAUCGGAAGCCUUUGGUUGCAGUUAUUGCUGCUAAAGGUGGCAUGACCAGAUUUUAAGUUUAAGGUGGCAAUUAGUUUUUCACAUUGGUGAUAGGUAUUUGUUUGUUUGUUUUUUAUUUCAAUAAUUUUUUUUUUCAAUAAAACCUGUAUUGUGUGUUUA
Ictalurus punctatus (channel catfish) is the source of this 3251-nucleotide messenger RNA. RefSeq names its product P2Y purinoceptor 11. The coding region runs from base 875 to 1870 and encodes 331 amino acids. Gene Ontology annotation, biological process: cellular response to ATP; calcium-mediated signaling; G protein-coupled receptor signaling pathway. Lineage: Eukaryota; Metazoa; Chordata; Actinopteri; Siluriformes; Ictaluridae. The record is from RefSeq and is a predicted model, not a curated record. Gene Ontology annotation, molecular function: neurotransmitter receptor activity; G protein-coupled ATP receptor activity. The transcript has 2 exons. Gene Ontology annotation, cellular component: plasma membrane.